AUGGGACCUCACCUUCAGUAUGAACUCAAAUCUGAUAUUGUUUCCAGUGGCAUGUUUGGCCUUGUUACAGGCGAAGAUGAUUUAUUUGCUAAUACCAUCCUCUUACGCCUUGCUGAUGGCUUUAGGAGAGGCAACACGGAUAUCAGGCUUUCUUUUGUCAGAGUUUUCUUGAUCGACCGAAAGCACCACGAUAACAGGAAGCACAAGCAGUGUAAAUGGUUGUUGUCAAUGGCCAGAGUAGCUAAUCACUUGGAGUUGUUGAAGCGGGUGAAACCUUUUUCAACGGUGGAUAUUCAGAAUCCAAAGCUAGCUCUGAUAGGUCUAGAGCUGAUAUCAAAUUCUUCUAAUGAAGAUUUUAUUUCAAAACUGGCAUCUUCCUCUACACUUUUUACCCCCACUCAUAAUUCUACUUCAACAAAGCAUAUAAACAACAAGUUAAGGCUUUGUUUGGGAUUUGAAGGGGGAGGAGAGGAAGAGAUAGAGAAAGGGAGGGGAAUCACACACAUUAUUCGAGAGUAUUUUUGA
Molecule: messenger RNA, 525 nt
Organism: Cicer arietinum (chickpea)
Lineage: Eukaryota; Viridiplantae; Streptophyta; Magnoliopsida; Fabales; Fabaceae
Source: RefSeq, a predicted model, not a curated record